This is a messenger RNA of Aspergillus pseudonomiae, 1186 nucleotides long. Its product is annotated as cupin domain-containing protein. The transcript has a single exon. The coding region runs from base 429 to 1025 and encodes 198 amino acids. Lineage: Eukaryota; Fungi; Ascomycota; Eurotiomycetes; Eurotiales; Aspergillaceae. The record is from RefSeq and is a predicted model, not a curated record.
ACCAUGCUUCGCACACCGAAUAUUUACCGCUUCUGAUAUACAAAUAAAACAUUACCAAUCAUGCCACCGGGAUCAUGACGAAGAUCGGCGCUUUUACAUCCUGAGAUAUCCAACGUUCCGCAACCCCUCACCACGUCACAUCCUGCAAGCCACUUCAUCACGACAACACCGAUUGGCCGAUUGGGGGUGGAAGCUGCACAAUAAAAUAAAAGAUCGAUGCACAAACCUAGAUUGGGUUGAUAGCACUUAAAGUCCACGGUCUCCCGAGCCCCUCCUGGUUUAAAACCCCUCGGUGGCUCAGAUCUGACUACACUUUAGCUCCAUCAACGACUUGACAACCCUGACUACAUAAGACACGCCCCAAAUCGCGCAAUAAGAAAUUUGGAAAGCUGAAAGAAAUUCUCGAAGAGAACGAAAUACGGCUCAGAAUGUCCUCCCUACCAUCCCAUAACCCCUACAACACCCCGACCCUCCCAAACUUCACCCGCUACAUCACCGGCCACGACGCAAACGGUACCGCGAUAGUCCACAGCGCCACGGAAAGUACCUUCCGAGAAUACGACAGCGGUAGCUUCCGUUUCAAUGUCCCCUUCACAACCUCCCAGUUCCCUGCCGAACUCAGCGGCGAUGCCGAUCUAGCCGCCCACGAGUCCUUGAUAGCGUCUGGCAAACUGGGCCUAGUUAGCCCCAGUGGGACCGUGUGCCGGGUUGUGGACUUUGCACCGUCGAAGUCAGGCACCAAGGGACUGAUGCAUCGGACACAGAGCUUGGAUUAUGGGAUUGUCCUGGAGGGAUCGAUUGAGAUGUGGUUGGAUUCGGGGGAGAUGAAACUGUUGAAGAAGGGAGAUAUUGCUGUGCAGAGGGGAACAAUGCAUGAAUGGAGGAACCCCAGUGAGGUGGAGUGGACUAGGAUGGCUUUUAUACUACAGGGUACCAAGCCAGUAGUCGUUGGGGAUAAGGUGUUGAAGGAGGAGUUGGGGAAUCAGACGGAAAUUGGGCCCAGUGUGAGUGUAAGUAACUUGUGAGUGACCCUGGGUCUUAGUACAGCCUGGUGGACUGCUGUGGGAUUUUAGUUGGAAAAGGUUAUGUGUGAAGGUCUGCUAGAUACUUGACUAGUUAUACUCUCGUGAGUUGGCCCCAUUUUCUGAGUCCAAUAAUAAUGUAGGUUGUACGCUUACGACGAUAG